GCCCCGGCCAAACACAGAUCUCCAUCACGAACAAGAUCUAACGGUCCAGAUCUAUUCCCUCUCCUUCUCCUUCUUCUCUCAAACCAAAAAAAAAAAAAAAAGAAAAAGGCUCUUCUGAAUCUCCGAAAAAAUCCGAUCGGGAGAAGAAUAAAAAUACAAUUCAACGGCCGUCCGGUUACUACUGUCUUGCUCCGUUCGGACGAUUCGUCUUCCCUGAGUUAGAUCUGCUAGAACUUUGAUUUUGUUUAUAGAGAUGGCUGCUCCUCCUGCUAGAGCUCGUGCUGAUUACGAUUACCUCAUUAAACUUCUUUUGAUCGGAGACAGCGGUGUGGGUAAGAGUUGCCUUCUCUUACGUUUCUCUGAUGGCUCGUUUACCACCAGUUUCAUUACAACUAUUGGGAUUGAUUUCAAGAUAAGGACUAUAGAGCUCGAUGGGAAGAGAAUUAAGCUGCAAAUCUGGGAUACUGCAGGACAAGAGCGGUUCCGCACUAUCACAACUGCUUACUACCGUGGAGCCAUGGGUAUUUUGCUUGUGUAUGAUGUCACUGAUGAAUCAUCUUUCAACAACAUCAGGAAUUGGAUCCGUAACAUUGAGCAGCACGCUUCUGAUAAUGUCAACAAGAUUUUAGUUGGGAACAAAGCUGAUAUGGAUGAAAGCAAAAGAGCUGUGCCAACAUCUAAGGGCCAAGCUCUUGCAGAUGAAUACGGAAUCAAGUUUUUCGAGACUAGUGCCAAGACUAACUUAAAUGUUGAAGAAGUUUUCUUCUCAAUUGCUAAAGACAUUAAGCAAAGACUUGCAGAUACUGAUGCAAAGGCUGAGCCACAAACAAUCAAAAUUAACCAAUCCGACCAAGGUGCAGGAGCAUCUCAAGCUACUCAGAAAUCAGCAUGUUGCGGCUAGUGGCUAUCAAAGAGAAGAACCCAGCCUAGUGAAAAGAGAGACAUGGUAUUUUUUUUACCUUUGGAAAGAACAAAAAAAGGGAAAAGAAAUCAAUCUUCUUUUGCUUUUAUGAGAUGGUGGUGUUUCUACGUAUUCUUUAAAAUUCUCUCUUUCCCCCUAAUGGUAUAGUGUGUGAAGGACACAAUUCGUAUUCCAUAUUUUUCCGGGAUGGAUUCUCUGACAUCUAAUAUAUCAGUUUAUCAGUCGCACACCAA
Messenger RNA from Camelina sativa (false flax), 1155 nucleotides. RefSeq names its product ras-related protein RABE1a. NCBI's taxonomy places the organism in Eukaryota, Viridiplantae, Streptophyta, Magnoliopsida, Brassicales, Brassicaceae. The record is from RefSeq and is a predicted model, not a curated record. Gene Ontology annotation, molecular function: GTPase activity; GTP binding.